Molecule: messenger RNA, 17307 nt
Organism: Xyrichtys novacula (pearly razorfish)
Lineage: Eukaryota; Metazoa; Chordata; Actinopteri; Labriformes; Labridae
Source: the annotation of a GenBank genome assembly
ACUCCACAGAGGGGGAGAAGAGGGGCGGAGGAGGGGAGAAGGAGGAGAGGGAGUAGGGGGACUUUGCUGCUCCUGCCGUAUAAAAAGCCAAGCCUGAGAAUCCGGCACCACAAACUCACCACACAUACACACACACACACACAUACACACACGGACACACAUGCACACUGAUCCAGUGGCUGCUCUGUAUCUCUCACACUCACCCACUCAUCUUCUCUCUUUCUCUCUCUCUCUCUCCCUCUCUCUCCCUCCCUCUCUGUCUCUCUCUCUGUCUCGCUCCCUCUGUCUCUCACUCCACUCCUCUGGGCUCCUCUGCAUCCUUGUUGCUUCUUCUCACAAGUCAGAUUGUGUUUGUAAGUACGAGCUGGAUGUCUUCCUGUGUAUGCUUGGCUUUCAUUAGCUCCUCAUGCAUGUGUGAGUGACUGCUCGCCUUCUUUAGUGUGUCUGAGCAGAGCAGAGAGAAGGAUCAAGUGUAUGUGGGUCUUUGUCUCACCCUCACACACUUGCCGGUCCUCUUGCAACUCUUCACGGGAUCUGUGGGUCCCUUUCCUUGGUGACAGGCUCCCCACACCCAGCAGUCACCAUUUCCGCCCCCGGGAGACCCACGCUGGCAGCGCAGCCCCUUCCCCGACUCAGCAUCGGGAGGAAGACCCUGGUGGCGGCUGCCGUAGGGGUUAUGCUGGUCCUGGUGCUGGUGGUCCUCAUCCCGGUGCUCGUCAGCUCUGUGGGAACAGACGCCAGCCACUAUGAGAUGCUGGGCACCUGUCGGAUGGUGUGUGACCCCUACCUGAACAAGGGCACCCCGGCCAGCAGCACCAGCUCCACCGGGCUCCAAGCAGAGGCGGAGGCGCUGAGCGACCACAGCAAUGUGCUUCCACCCUCCACCUUACUGCAGGGCCCGCAGGGGAAGCCUGGACGGCCGGGCAAGCCUGGACCACCGGGACCACCAGGAGAACCGGGGCCACCGGGACCAGCAGGGCCUCCUGGUGAUAGAGGGGAUCAAGGGAGGACUGGGAUUUUGGGUUUGGGGGGGAAUGGAGCUAUAAGCACGGCCACCUACAGCACAGUGCCUCGGGUGGCCUUCUAUGCAGGGCUAAAGAACCCCCACGAAGGCUAUGAGAUCCUCAAGUUUGAUGAUGUGGUCACCAACCUGGGCAACAACUAUGAUGGCAUCUCGGGCAAGUUCAUCUGCAGCAUCCCGGGUACAUACUUCUUCAUCUACCACGUGCUGAUGAGAGGAGGGGAUGGAACCAGCAUGUGGGCAGACCUCUGCAAAAACGGCCAGGUUAGUGCUUUGAAACUUUUUUUCUAACUCCCUUGAACUCCCCUCGGUCUGAAGACACCUGAUUUGCUCCUUGUGCUUCCUCUUCCAUUAAAAUUACAUUUCUUUGUAAACCCAGCAAAAUAAAAGUCACAUUGUGAGUCACAAGCUCGCGCGUCUGCAUCCAAAGCCCAGAGCGCACAGCUGUGGCACCAGGCGCGCCUAGAGAUGAAGACGUGUUGACUGGUGGCAUUCCGCGUCCCCUCUGUGCGUGAUGUGUCCUGACUUUGCCGCGUCCCGACAUCUAAAGGACGGUCACAGUUACGGGCUGAAUGGGGGAGCGCGCGAUGAUCAUUUUGCCAUGAUACUGAAAAGAUCCGAUAACACUUUUCUGCGUGUUUUUCCCCCUGAAUUUGAUACGAAAGGAAGUAAAAUAAGAUCAGUUUGAGGCAAUCGAGCGUUUUGGAGUUUACGAGCUGGAGAAGAAAAUAAAAAAGGAUCGACUGGAGUAUGAAUUGAUGUGGUUCAAUUCCUUUUAGCGAUUUUAUUUUAAUUCUUGUCUAACAAUUCUCAAACGUAAAAUAUAAUUAUCUCACAUAUCCUUUUAUAAUAUUUAUACGCACACCUUAUAUCCCUCUCCUUUAUUACUCAAUCAUCCCACUGUUAGUGCGCUUUGGUGUCUUGUCUGCGCUCACGUAAAAAGGGAGGGGGAAAUAUUAGAAAAAAACCUCUUUGAAUAUUGAAUCUUAAAGGUGUUAACAAGAGCUCACCGGAUUAUAAUGUCUGUCCGCCGCUGCUCUCGUCUGUCUAUUUAGUCGUGUUAAACACAUUAGGACGUCUACGUGGUCUAUUCUCAGCUUUCUUGAUGCAUCGUUUUAAUGGGGCUUUAAUUUUAUUUCGCGCCCCGGAGGGUCUUCUCAGGUUGGAGAUGUGUGCCGGUGGAGUUUGCAGCUUUCCGAUCAGCCGUCAGAUCUCGUAUCCUGAGAGUGGCUCCCAAAUUUAUUUCGCCUGUAAAAAAAAACAAAAAUUACAAGUGAUACUCAAGCCUGAAGUUCAAGCAGGCUAUUGCUCUUUUGCAGGAGCUACAACUAUUUCUACCACUCUCUGGACUAACAUGUGAAAGUAUUAUUCAUUUGGUGAAAUUAGUUUAGCAGCCAGGAAGUAAUAUGAAGGACAGCUUUCACUGAGGAGCCUGCAGACCUAAAACAUGUCAAUACUUUUAAACACUAAAUUAAUUCAGAAUAUGUGUGAAAUAUAUUUAUUUAUGAUAUAAAACUGAGACAGUUGAGCUGCCAGCUUUGCAUUUCACACAUUGUCUCUAUUAUGUAAAUCAGCUGAACUUCAAUUGUUCACUCCAAAAUCCAUGUGAUGUGAAAUACCAAUGGAGACAAAUCAUAAAUGCUGCUGCUGACACUGUUUUUUUUUCUUACUUUAUAACAUAACUAAGAUCCCACUUACCACAAGACACAUAAUAUGUAUUAUUAAAAGCUUAUUUCAUGAAGUUUGGGGUUUCUGAUUUAGCAUCUCCAGCUUCUUUUACUGUCAAAAACACAGUUCUGUGCUGACAUGAGAUUGAUAAUAAAUAUAAGCGUAAAAAAACACACCAAAUCUCAUCUUUACAGCAUGGCCUUACAGCAGCGUCUCCGACCUGCUUCGCAGCAAACUGGCUGCAAAAUGACUUUAUAUGUUUUCCUUUUGCCAUAUCGCUUUCGAAUAAUGUUUACAAAGUUUAACGUGGAACAAAAACUCGGGUCAGUAAAGAAACACAGUGAGAGUCAAGCUUACAGCUGUUGGGGUCUUACAGUAAAGGUGCUGAAACAGUGAUGUGUACAACUCUGAGAUAAAAUAAUUGAUGGCAGCAGCUCUGUGGUUCAACCUGCAGCCUCACUGAGGCAGCUAAAGGUUAAAUUUCUUACCCUCGCCAAGAACACACCCAGCAAGAAAAAAAGGGAAUUACAGCAAUUUCCUUCUAUAUAUAAUGUCUCACUCAACAGUAAUGUUUAUGGGUGGGUGGAAAAGCAUUGAUAUAUAAUUGGGGAAGAGGAACAUAUGUUCCUAUAAAACACCUUCUGUUGCAGCUUCAUUGUGCUCCCAAGAGGAGGGUGUGGAGGUACUUAAGUUAGACGCACACAGUGUUCCUCUCCAGAGACCUGCGUAAUGUUUAUAAAGUGGUAACUGCUUCCUCUGUCCUAUGCACAGCUUUUACAUAAACACACACACUCUCCUCGCUGUAGUGUUUAUUAGCUUUGUGUUCUUGGCUGAUGAAGAAGGCCCCAGAGCCCCGGUCUGUGUAAAUGACUGUGAAUGGUUAUAAAUGUUGUGCAAACUUAUGCUACAUCAUUGAUGAAGUGCUGAGAGUCAAACUGGGGCUCCUCAAGAAACACUGGUGCUUUACUCAGCUCAUUAAGGCUGCAAAAAGCUACACAGUGAGCUGGGACAAGAGAGGCCAGGGGAUUACACACAAUACUAGUAUUUUAUCAUCUUUUGGCUUCAGGAAAUCGGCAAGUUUCCAGGCCCCGCAGUGCCGCAGAACGCCAGCUUUUGCUCCUCCCUCUACAGGGGUUCUCACAAGCUGUGUAUAUCACUAACAUCCACGAUAACUCCAUUCCUUCCUCCUCUUUUUCAUCUGAACUUUUCACAUGACAGCGUGCAAAGCGAGAAACCCAACACUGUCCCCAGGACUUUGACUCUUUCAAGCUAGACCAAAAAGUGAGCUUCCGGGUAAACAAAUAAAUAAGAAAUCUAUUUUCAGCUCAGCACACUUUAUCUGCCAUCCAAGUUCCUCUCUGCUUACUCUUUCGCCUUCGUCAUUGCCUGUUCGCUUGCUGAGGUGCCAAAUAUUCCGACCAAUCCUGAACCCUCUCCAGUAUAUCAAUGCUUUACUUCAACCUGUGUCAGAUGCAACCUGAGAGGCACAGCAGAGACAAUGAAGACAAAUUCAUUGGAUGGGGUAGAAAGAGGAGACAGAAGAGGGGACAUAAAAGACACAGUUAUUGUGCUAUUGUGCCAUUGUGUCUGUUUAAUUGUAAUUAAAAAGCUUGAACCACAUCCAGGAUGUGUUUGCGCUUCUCUUCUCUGUUCCCUUCUUAAUAUUGUUAUUAAUCCGCAAAACCGUUUCAGAGUUAAUUAAAAGCAAUGACUUCAGCGUCAGUCUCUCAAGAGGACCAUAGUGAAUAAUCACUCUGUCUCCUCCUUUAAUAAGCUUCAACGUCCUUCGUGCACAUGCCUCUUCCCCAGCAAUUACUGCUGCAGUCUCCUUCUCACACACACACAAACACACUCGCACACGCGCAUGCUUGCCACCCUAACACCCAGCCCCACCCUCCCAGCCCACCCCAACUGUGCUCUGCCCUCCAUCUCUCCUCUAUGUCAGGUCUACAGGAGCUCACUUUUCCAGAGGAGCAGAAAGUUCUCAGCUACUUUUAAAAAAAACAAAAAAACUAUGAAGUAUUAUUCAGAUAGAGCUCUCACAGAAUCAAUGUGCUCACACGCAGUUGCAUCAAUACUCCUCAUUUUUCUUAAAGAAAUGCAUUGCACUGUAAUGUAGGAAGUUUAGAAAGAAUCGGUUUUAUUUGCAGGAUGUUUUCUGCCGCUGUGUCUGCAGGUGAAGUCUACGCAUCCUAACAGUAAACACAGGAGCUGAGCCAUAUGGAUGAGGGCUUCUUCUGUUUGAUUUGGUUACUGACAUGCCGCAAACUCUGCAGAAAGGUGUGAAUAAUGAGGAAGAUCUCCCUUAAUAGCUCAGGCGAUGUUCUUGAUUGAUUUUGAACUUAGUGGCUUUUUAGCGUUUUUCUGUCCCAAAAUGAAACAAAAGCUGUGGCAGGAGUCAUUCACACUUACUCACAGCUAUACUUGGUCUUCAUUGAUUUUAACAUUCUGGGAAUGUUCAGACCUGCUCGUCUUCAUCGUGGUGUGACUCCAACACUAAGGGGCCUCUGUGUGUGUAUGAGCUGGGUGUAACAGAGAGACUCUGUGUCAUACAAACAGACCGGGUUUGAGAGAGCCAUCCCCAGUCCCUUGGCUUCUUCGCCUGCGGUAUUGAUCCCCUUGUGCGUAUGUGUGAAAGUAUACAUGUCUUUCUUCACAACUGAUGCACCCAUUGCUUCCUAUGUGAUGUACACCAUGGCAUUUCUUCUAUAAUCAGCUGGAGAGGUGGCGGAGGCGGACCUUUGGCCUUGAUCUGCUGUGUAAUUGGACAUUGAAUUUGACACUCUGCCGAGUGGAACAUUAGAGCCGCUCUAAUUAGGUGCGAGGGCUAUCAAACGCAGAUUGGCCUGUGUUGUUAGGAAAUACCACCCCAGAUUGAAAAUGUCAAGUUGACAUCAGGCUAGUCAUCUGCAGGCGCAGGCAAGAAAAUCUAUCAUUUAUCUGUGAAGUUUCAAAACUUGCUAAGAAGCUGCCCACCACUGUCUUUAAUAUUGAACCACUGAGUCUCAAAUAGAAAGCUGUUAGAGUCCAGGAGUGGACACACAUGCUCCCUGUGACGGCCCGGCAGAUUAAGCAGCUCAUGAAAUCCAGCUAUAAUGUCUCGUGUUUAGUGAGAGCAAAAACAUACAGUCUAAAAUAGGCUUUGUAUUGUCUCCUGUGGCUGCCUGACUCAAGGAUGCUAUGGUGUUGACUCACAAGGCUUCUUCAUUAUAAUGAGGGCCAUAUGGGAGAUAGACAAGUGCCCCCGGCCCUCUUAUGCAAACAUCUCUCUCUCCGCCUCUCCCCACGCCCCUGACAUUUAGCCGUCCAGCAGAUCCAGUUCUCAGUGAUACCCACAAUUAUCCUCUCCUUCUUCACAGGGAGGCAGCAAGUCAAUGGCUUUAAAUGACUCACAGUCUGCGACAUAACUCAACGUGUUUAACACCUCCUGACCUACCCCUCCCUAAAAUAAAAUGGGUAAGACAUCAACAAUCGCAGUAAGGGAGGAUGAAUCGGCUACUGUAUGAAAAAUUGAUGUCAAAGCAAAGCUUAAAUUCUGCUCCUCUUCCAACACUUACUCAUUUGAGGGAUUCUUUUCACAAGGAGUCAUAGUGCCUCAGGGUUACUAGGAAUACCCUGGAACAGAGUAAACUAAACUCGGUGGAAAAAAAUAAAUAAAUAAAGGUUGAAAAUGUUGCUGUAAAAAUCUCUUUGCAGACAAUGCUGCAACGGGCGAUUGUGCUUUUGCUCUUCUUGGUGCUGGAGGCGUACACCUCUCUGUAAAUCUCAGUAAUUAACCGAGCGUGAUGAGUUGCACACAAGGAUGAAAGAAGUGGCGGGAUUGCAGGUCAAAGUUGAUGCCUCUUUUUUCCACCACCCAAGCCCCAGAGGAUCUCAUCCUCUUUGUUGCAUUUCACACUUUUUUCCUUACUUUCUUUUCCAUUUAGAGGUUCAUCAAAGAACAAAUAAAAUAUAACUAGACCCGGGUUCACCUUGAGCAUUAAUGUAAGAAUUUUCCGAUACAUUAAUAUGUUUGUGGAGUUUCAAAGGAAGCUGAGGAGGUACAAAGAGAACAUCUGGUGACAUUAAUUCAGGGUAACUUCUUUUACUCUCUGCUGACGGAGAGCAAAUCUUGUAUUACCAUUUACUUCCUUUUAUCGUGUUUUCAGCUAGAUUCCCAUGACAAAAAAAUACUGUGACAUAUUGGAGCUGAGACACUUUCUGACACUCGAAUACUCAUGCAUCCCAUCAUAGCUUCCUGUUCUCGUUCCUUCUGUGAAAUCUCAUCUUCUGCGAGCGGUAAAAUUCUUCUGUACGUCUCUCCUCCAGUCUGUGUGUGUCUCUGCUGCAGCAAAAUGUUGGACCAGGCUCAAUAGCAGUGGCAGACUUUCUAAGCUGCUAUUAAGCAUGCAGUUCACGGCUGGAAUGUUCAAACACAAUUAGACGGCAGUACACUUUGAUUUAAGGAGGACCAAUAGACUCUUGAUCCAAAAUAGAGGCUCAACAUCAAGUCAACAAAUCCCUGUCAGAGAGGCCGUGAGACAUGUCCUUGUCACAGUGACAAAACCUCCUGUGAGAUCGGUGUCCCGGUGAAACUAAAACCAGACUUAAUAGAUAAAACGUCAAGCUGUCAAGAUUAAAAUAAAGGAGUGUUUAAUUUCAGUUUAAUGCUUAAUACAAGUUUAAAAAUACCUCAGGUAUCUUUUAACUAUCUGAGAUCACGGUCCCAUGAAACUGGUUAUCAGAAAGAUGAGUCAACCCAGAUUUACUGUCACAUGAGUGUAAGCAACAUCUGACCAAUCACCGACAUGAACGAGUUUGCCGUCAGCAGAUUGUCAUAUUUUCAUACACAGAGCAAAUUAUAUGACUUUAAAAAAAUAUAUAAAUUUAAACACAUAAUCCGUAAUCAAAUCAACACAGCUGUAUUUGCAAAAUUAAUACAGAACUGUCAUUAAAAUAGUGCUCGGAGUGAAUAAGCAAAUUAAGACUCAAACUUAUCACUUUUCAAUCGUUAUUGAGCCAAAGAUCCAAAAACAAUAACUCCUGUAAAUCCUCCAAACUGCUUUGUUGCUCAGAUUUAAUCUUGUGGUGUGUGUGAGAGUUUUAGACGGAAUAUUAAUUUUGAAAGGGGGGAAAAGGAGAUGAUAUGGAUGAAUGUGGAAAUGUGAUUUAAAGCAAUAUGCAGGCAUGUUUUGAGAACUUUUACAGUGUUAAAUGAUUAAGUUUCUGUUUAAGAAUUAUAUCAGGACAGUACAAUUUACAACUUUCAUUUAUAUUUUCAUAAAAAUCAUACAGGUAGACAUGUCCUGUCCCUCUGAAAAAGCGUACAGAGCACCACAAUCCUACAGUUUUAUCAGUCCAGACAGAGUUUUUUACAAACUCAUCUUAUAUCCUGAACAUAACCUGUUGCAUCCCAGUGUAGGUAAUUAGCAUCAGUUACCAUGGUGAUCUACUCUAGCAGGAAAUGAACCAGCUUUGUAGAACUGAAAACCCAGAGUUAACUUGAAGUUCUGCCUUGUACAGUAUCUGUGCUCAAACACAGCACAGCAACAUGAGCCUGAGCGUGAUCUGGCUUUUUUACAACAGGUUUUAUGUAGCACAUAAUUUAUUAACAGCAACCAAUUAGUACAUUUCUUCAUGCUGAUUGAAAUAUUACUCAUUAAAGCUUCUAUAAGGAGUUUUUUUCAGGCUACUAGAAUAGAGUCAAGUUCAAGUUGAUGCUUUUUCAUGAUAUCCAAAACAAGAAAAGACAAUUAGCAACAAAACUGACAAUGUUUAUAUCAGAGUAGGGGGUAGGUGUCAGACCGGCAGCCAGAAAAACAGUACUAAUUUUACACUUUACACAUAAAAUAUUGACAAUUAAUGACACACUUAACCCUUUAGUGCCUUUUGUAUCAUAUUUGAUACAUACUUUUAUAAUACGUCUAUCAAUCAAUAUGAUCAACAAAUUACUAAAAAAAACCUUAACACAGUCCAAUAAAUGAUAAAAAAUGUCCUCUUGUGGUUUAUCAGUUUCCAAAAACAUCUGAUAUAUCAAACGAGAUAAAUAAAUAUAUUUGUAAAAUUUUAAGGACUUUUGUUUUUUUCGGUUUCCAUUAGUAAGUGAAAUAAACAUUUCAGCUCUAAAAGGUUUGAAUUUUCUGGCCAUAAUUUGUGGUUUCAGGCAUUAUAGGAUUAACUGUAAAAAGUCAGGAGGAUGAGAUUUUUUUGUCAAAAGUUGCUUCUUUAGCAUGUAGAGGACAAGAUAAACAAAGACUGCUUUGUCCACAGGGAAGGUCAAAAUUAACACAAACCUCACUGGAGCUUCAAAUGAGACAAACAUAACAAGUUCAGCUUGACAAGUUCUGAUUUAUUUAGCAGCUGGCCAAAUAUUUCCCUGCACUUUUUCUACCUUGUGUAUGGUCACGACCCUUCAUAUUGUGUUUGUUUAUCCUCCUGCAUUGAGUGAAAUGAGAGUCUGCAGAGGGCUGAACUGGUGGCAUGAGCAGUUCUAGCAGCUCGAUUAAUUUGGGCAAAGAUUUGUUGCACAACUUAAAAAGUGUAUUUGGAUCUCCUUAAGCUGAGUAAUAUACGGAAAUAAAACUCUGAGCGCCGUUAUACCACAUAUGAGAACGCCUCUCGCCCAAUCAAAUUACUUGCUUUUUCAAUAUACACUAACCCUGAAGGGAUCUCCUUGAAGAGCAACAGCGCUCGGUAUGUUAACGCGUACCAUAAAUACAUUUCAGUGUUAACAUAAACAACAACAUCAUUAUUAUUGAUAAGUGUGACGCUCAAGUUAAGAGAAACGUCACUUCACAUUUCCAGGCACGCGUGAUCCAUUAAGCUGGAACGCAGCCCUGAAUUUUUUGUGUCUCCACUCUGAGUAUUAUUCAAUCAAAGCCAUCACGCUGACGAAGUGAAGGAUGCAAACACGCACGAGCAGCCACAAGGAAGACAACAUGGCACGACACCUCAUUUAGCACCGCUGGAGAUGGCGCUCACAGCCUCACGCUUUGUUUGUCUUGUCAAACUUCCUCUACAUAUUGGGUGUCAAGGUCACGCACUGCCAGUUGGCUGUUUGUCCUGCUCAUCUCCCGCUACACAUCUGCCAGUCCUGGGAAUUGAACCUCUGGCUCAUAUCCCCUAACAAGUUCUUUGUGUGCAUGAGAGACAGAAAAAAAAAGAGAAAAUAGCUCCAACACAAGCUUCCUGAUCAUUAUUUCAAAAACAGUGAGAGGUUUUAUUCAUGCGUGCUUAUCAUUGGAAGCAAACGAAGGAGGCCUAGUCUGCAGCAGUUAGUCUCAGAAGGGGAUAAAAACCAUUAGAGCAGAGAAACAAAACAAAACAAAAAUAUCAUCGUGGAAGGAGCAGGAGCAUUUCUGGGAACUUUGCUUUCACCAGGGCUUUGCUCAUUUUGUAUCUGCUGAAGAAAAAGGUUAUAUUUGGUUUUAUUUGUAUUAAGAAAAAAACACAUCAAACAGGAACUUGAAGACGUUUUAAAUUUAGCUCUUCAAAUAGCAAAUGAAGAGAAUAAUUUAAGCUAUAUUACACAUCUGUGACUUUGCCAGAGGUUCCAGGUUCUGUGUGAACACUCGGAGAGCAAAUAUUUUGAUAAAGUUUCAUUAAAAUCCCAGCUGACAAAUCCUCUUGAGCCCUUGUCACCCUCUCCUGCACCAACCCAGAGCGGUAACCCUCUAAUAGGAUGUUGUUGACUUUGCACACUCGGGGCACAUCAUAUCAUAUUAAUAUGCACUGGACGCAAGCUUCUCAGCGUCAGAACAGGAGGCUUUGUUUGCACAUCGAUAUGAGCUGCGCUAGAUUUAAUCAAGAGGAUAAACAUUGAAAAAAAAAAAAAGGUGUUGAAUGCUCCAUAUAUUACUUCUGUAUCUUAAAACCUCUCCUCAGAAUUUCAUUAUCCAGAUUAGCCUUCAUAGCUUAUGCACAUGUCAUGAAACGUGAGUUCCUCUGCUUGAUAUGCUGUAAGAGUUUAAAACAGUGUGAUUGAAAAGAUACAACAAAGUCUAAGUUGCUCUUUCUGCAGCCCAAGGAAGGACAUUCGGACAGCAGUGUUGCUGUAAAUAAAUUAUUCACCACUCAGAUGUUGCUUUAAAGUGUUUUGCCCAUGCUUGACAUUCUUUUAGAUUCCUCACAAAAGUUUUGUUUCCCCCCUCUUUUUCUUCUUUCACCUUAAAUUAAAAAGACGAUCUUUUUUUAAACUCAUCGACAAUGUGGUUAAGAAAGCUGAAAGAGUUUCAACCUUGCUCCUCUCAGCCUCAUGAUUCAAUACUGCAAGCUGAAGAACAGCUCUCUCUCUCUGACAAUGAUCGACUGCAAGAGGAAGGAAAACUGGCUGAAUAUUGGGAGAUGGCUGAGAGCAUACACCCUCAAAAAAAAAAGAAAAAAAAAGAAAAGGAGGAGGAGGAGGACGAGGACGAGGUGGAAGUAAUUAAAAUACAACAUUUUUAUUGUGAUAAAACUUCUGGGAAAUCUUGUGUGGUCCAAGCUGGCUCUCUGUAUUUAAUCAUACAUAAGUAGUGUUUUAAAACCAGAGUGGCCGUUAAUCUCACUCAGCAAUACAAGCAAACACUGUCGAUUUUUAUUGGUGGAAAUGUCUCUAAAAAAAAAGAAGAUGAAGAGCUGUGAGGAAAGGUUGUAUAAUAAAAAUGUACCGACAUACUGCUGCACGCAGCUUGGUUACACUGGGUUCAAAAUAAGGUGUCACGGUUUUAGCACCUCACCACUUAAACGCUUUUACAGUUAUGUAGUAGUAAAGACCGACUGUACCCUCUGGUGUAAGUCUGUCUCUGUGUCAUUGUGUUGCUCUGAAGAGAAGCACUUAAGACUCCCACUAAUGCUUCUUUUCAGGAAUCCUCUUGUUCGAUUCUCUCGCAAGCUUUUAACUCUUGUCCUGUUAAUAGUUUGAAAAAUACUCCAUGAAGAAUUUGUUUAAGAUCACAAAUGUAGAUAUAUGUCUGAUCACAUGUGCUGAAAACACAUCAUCCACCUCUGCAUGUUCUCUGAUAACAUUAUUGAGCACAGGAGAAACUGAAUAAGGACACAAAAGCAUAUUCUGUAUUUUUCAUGGUGCAAAAGUACUGAAUUUGUUGUUUUAAUAUAUGUAGAGACAUUAUCCCACGCUCCUCGUACAGUUGAGCUGAGUUCUGAGUAUCAGCCUCUUCUCACAGUAUGCAUGUCGUGUGUUCUCAGAUUGUCAGGCGCCCUCUAAGCUGCCUGUUGGACCAGCUUGUCCACACCAGCCCGAUUUAAAGCUGUGAGGACAAAUAUGGAGCCAAGGCAAGUGCUGGAGUGGACCAUAGAGACUCGAUAAUGAGCCACAAGAAAACAUUUCAAAUGCACGUGAAAUAUUGAUUCAAAUCCACCUCACUGACCAGACUAAGUGACUAAUUGGCUUGCUUAACCAGCUGCUACUGUAAAGGAUGGACUUUUCUUUUUUCAUCCCCAGAGGAAACAAUGAUUUUUUUUUUCUUUUCCUUUGUUUUGAUUCUGUUCAAGACUGAUGCAGUUCUCCUCUCACAGCAAGGAGAAACGGUGCAGAGUGGAAGUAUUUGGAAAGCACCCUUUUAAAUCUAUUUCUCUAUAGCUACAGUAUGUUUCUUGUAUCUGUUCUGACCUCAUUGAUUUCCAUUCAAAUCUGCAGUUUAUAACCAGAAGACCUGCUGAUACUCUACCUGACCUACACUGAGGCAAAGUCUGCCUUUUUUAUCUUCUGUUUAGUCUUUUUGAUUUAUGUACAUGCUCACUUUGACUAAGAUUGAAGGUUAUUUACUUGUAAAAUAAUAACCUCCUCAGUUGUCUUGUGUUUAUGGAGAUGAUCCUGCAGCGUGAUCUCAAGAUUGGACUAGCCGUUGUAGUCCUCAGUACAAAUAAAACACUGAAAGCAAAAAAGCAUCAUUUUGAAAGCACUUGAACCAAUUUCAAAGUCAAUUUAGAGGUUUGUUUUAAAAGGGUUUUCAGGCACGAAAGGGGGACAAUGUACUAUCCAAGUGAUAAUACCUGAAAAGACAUUUUUUUUUUUUUUUUAAACUUUAAAUUAGCCGCCACUUGCCAGUGAGCUAUAGACUGUAUAAACUGUGGACAAAUACUGCGUUCCAGUAACCUCGGAAGUCGGAUGUCGGAGCUCGGAAUGAUGUUACACCCCAGUUGACGGCGUUACAGUAAGCAAGUCAGAAGACCAAAAUGGAUGCCUACUGUUAGCUGUUGUUAACAACUUUCAGUUGUUGUUAGCGUUUGUUAGCUGUUGUUAGCUAUACCAGUUGUAAACAAUGCAUAACACAGUAUUUUACUCUCACAAACACCACAGCACUGUGUUCACAGUUAGAUGUAAAUAAUACAUUAUGAGAGCUUUCACUGGUACUCUUCACUGUUGAUACACUGCGCUGCCAUCUUGGAUUAUGAUGUCAUCAAGUCAGGGUUGGUGAGAAUCGUCUGACCUUCCAAGUCAGAAAUCCGACUUCAGGGGGGUGUUCCAGAUGAAUGAAUUUCCAACUUUGAGCCUGGAAAUCCUGUCCCCCGAGUACAACUGGAACGCAGCACUAGUCUCAAUGAUAUUAUCAACUCACAAUUCAUCAAUCUAGAAACAAGCCAACUCAUUCACAUCUAUGAUUGUGCAGGUCUAUGCAUAAUUUUGAGUCUCCUCCCCCCAAAAAUAGAGUAAGGGUUUUAAGAAAUGUACUUAAUGCAGUUGCCAUGAAUAGAGCUGUUAAGGCCUGAUCUGAGCAUUUGUGGCUGUGCUGCAUUGAGUUUACUGUAGGUAGUGCAAUGUGAAUCACACUGGCUCUGUUUCAAUAAGCUGAAAGAAUAAACAAUAUAGGAAGCUGUUAAUGCUUAUUCUGCAACAUUGAAUUUUUUUUCCAUUGGUCCACUACCUUGAGCUCGGCAAUAUAGCAGAGUGCAAUGCUGAAUCAGAGGAGUAUUUAUUUCUAAUAUAUAAAUAUAAUAUGACGGAUCAUAGAGCCAAACUACUAGAAACACAGUUUCCCAGCUGAGCCCACAGUACAGGACCAGGCAUUAUGACUGUUGUGCAGGAUCACUUUUAAUUAGUCGUGUUGGCUCCGCACACAAAGACACACACUCCAUGCUGGAAACAUCCAGUCUAUCCAGUCUAUGACCUUCACUGUUUGUCACUACUAUAGUUUACCGCAGUCAUUUCCUGCUCACUCUGCGUGCGUAUCAGCUGUGUUGUGUUUGAACUGUUUCCUAUGCAACUUUGGAUGCAGCAGUUUCAAAGUAGCUCCUUCCAAUAAACGACACAUUUAGUCCCGCAAUCAAACACACACUCAAGCAUACACACACACACACACAUGCAGUCAUGCUUGAAAACACAGCUAUUGUUUCAGCGCCCAUUUGGCACAGCAGCAACAUUUCCUCCCCUGAGAGAGAGCGCAUGUUUGUGCUGGAGGUCUUAAUUAGCCAGGACAGGUUAUUUAGAAACGGUUCCAAAUGUCCUAUAGCCAGACUGGCAAACUACACAUGCACACACACACACUCACUCACGUGCACACAGACAUACACACAAAUGAGCACACAUCGGUCAGUUUGACUUUAUUUAAAAUCAAAAUGUAGAUAUGAAGCAAACUCACUCUAGUGACUCCUUUGAGUUAAACAGAGUUUCCUGGUAGAGUCCUACAACAUAAAAGCUCACAAAGCUUGCUCUGUAAAAGGCUUUGAUUGUAUAAAGUCUGGUGGUUCUUAGGUUGAAUAUUUGGCGACCACUGAACAGAUUGAAACUACAAAUCCUCUUUUCAGGAGGCCCUCUGGCUGCUGCUGCUUCAGGUUUAGUUUUUGCACAUAGAGAACUCUUGUUUCCGGUUUCUGGUCAAGUGAUCUUAAACCAGCAAUUUAUUUUCUUUAAACAUUUUAAGACUUCUUUUAUUUGCCCUUUUUCUGCCUCUGGUAAGAAAAUAUGUCUUUUGUGUCGAAGCAAUGGUGGUUUCUUUGUUAGUCUAAAGUUCUUCAGCAAAAUUUAUAAAAACUUCAAAAUUUUGCUCAUGUUACUAUUGAUAAAUUUGACAAAAAAGCACGACUCUAAAAGUUGCUUUUUUAUCUGUAAUGUUGUUUUUUUUUUCUCUCUCUCUCUAUCUGAAAGUGUCUCAUAAAAAAGAAACUUUUGCUUUCCAAACUGUUCCCAACUUCUGUUAUUUUUAUCAAAGCUCCUGGGAGUGUUUCUUUCCUUUUUUUUUUUUACAGUCAUGAAAUAGACUGACAUUUAAUUUGAUAUCUUUUUUGUGAUAUAAAAAGGCAAACAAGACCAUCAGGAACAAGAUUAAAGAUAUUUCAUGUGGUGAUUUUUAUGCCUGAAAUUGGUUUGAAGGUGGUCGGUGUCAGCUAGGCAGCUUAACAUUUUUGAUGAUAUAUUUGACUGUCAGAUUUGUGUAGGAAGACAUACAGUAAGUGUGCAGAGGACAGUAUAAGCAGAGAUUGCUUUGUCCACAGGGGGGCGCCAACAUAAAUACAAAGUCAAAGUUCAUCACAGGAGCUUUAAAAGAAGAAAUUCAUACAAGUAGGCAGGCUUAGAGAUAUGGACAUACAUGUUCCUUUGAUAACAAAUAAUGCACAAUAACAAGAGUCAAUACAGAUUCACUUAAGUAGAAGUAGAAGUAGAAGUAUAAAAGAAUAAAAGCUGACAGGUAAUUUCCCAGAUUCUUGAUUAAAAUGUUCUAAUGUGUGGUUUCUUUGCAAAUAGGCUCACCUUUUUCACAUGUUUUCUUGUCUCUGGACUUCCAGGUUCGUGCUAGUGCCAUUGCCCAAGAUGCCGAUCAGAACUACGACUACGCCUCAAACAGCGUCAUCCUUCACCUGGACGCAGGAGAUGAGGUUUACAUCAAAUUAGAUGGAGGCAAAGCCCACGGAGGCAACAACAACAAGUACAGCACCUUCUCUGGCUUCAUCCUCUACGCAGACUGAGAGACAGACAGGAAGACAGACACACAGACAGUCAGACAAAGAUUGAGAGAAAAAGUUAUUCAACAAUGGGAGGGGAGGGGUGUGUGCGUUAAAAGCCGGAAUGCUUUCUAGUUUUCCUAAUUCUCUCCAUCAUCACGGACACCUCUGCUUCGUAUCCAUCAGCUGAGACGUCCGGGCUCUGUAGCAGAGCCUGGAUGGGGACACACUGAGAGGGGCUGGGGGCAGGAAGCAACGGAGGACGUGUUUCUCUGCACUCCUCAACCUCAAUGCGGACGUGUCAGACGCUCCUUGCUUUCUUUCAGUGUCUCUCCUCUGCAGCCCUGCUCCAUUGCACAGAAAUAUCAACAUGAAAAAUGAAAAACCCUGCUAACGUGGAUGAUCUCACCUCUUCUCUCCACCAUGGCAACAGUCAGCUGUACCGUCACUGGACUCGAUUGACUGAAACUCGUAGUGUUGUUCCGUGCAAUUUUUCCUUAGAGUGUGCUUUUAUUUUGUAGACAUGUAUAAUAUUCUACACAGAUGAGAUUUAAAAAAAGAAAAGAGAAUAUAUUUGUCCCUUGUGAAGAUAUCCUGUUUGACUGAGAGAAGUAAAGAUGUAUUAUUUGUGAUGCAGCUCAAAGAUUGAACAGCUGGGAGAAGAAAUCUUUCAGGCAGUGGGUGUUUUUUUUUUCAUCAUCGCUGGGUUCAACAAAACACUGUUCAUGUGGAGAUUGACUAACAUUCAGCACUGUACCUCUAAUGUAUCCGACAAAGGACGCAUUUCAUAAAGACAGCACCCUUUUCCACACAACUCCUCACUCGGUUCACGCACACAAACACACAAUGUCCUGCUGCUGUUCGGAUUAAAAGUAGAGUUUAAAUCCUUUCUUCUAUGUUCUAGUUUUAUGUCGACUCUGGACUCAGCACAGGCCUUUGAUGAGGCAAAAUGUUCAAAUUAAGAGAUAACCUAUUUCUCUGCUGCGCCGACCUCACUGCGUAAAACACGUGGCUUCAGGAGAGGAGGGUGAAGAAGAGAGAGUCGACACUACUAAGAGCGAACAAGUCCGUUUUAAGAAGUAGGGUGUCAGACUUGGGAACAGUGAGUGUGCACUUUUUCUGUUUGUGUGUCUGGGUGUCAUCAAUUCAUUAGCUGCAUCCUCACUGACACACACAGGCAUUAAUACGGUAAUAUUUACUCAACAUGGCGGCCUGACUGCUCGCUUGAGAAUGAAACUGAUUGGAUGACUGACCCGGUCAAUUGUGGCUGCAAAUUUGCGUGUGUGUGUGUGUUUGUAUGAGCAAGUAUGUAUGUCAUGUCUGCAUUUUAGCAUGUGCUGUGCCAUAGCUACAUGAUUCUUUUCCAGAGUUAUUCUGUGCUACAGCCAAUGAAAGAUAUUUUACUCAGCAGCCAAUGAGAUUGUUCUCCGGAGGGCGGGGAGCCUCUAUAGAUACGAUGAGAAGAACAAACAGCUUGUAAAUGAAAUCUAUGACAUGUUUGUCUAUCUUAUCUUUUGGAAUCGUUGAAUACAUUUAAAUAAUAAAUGGGAUUUUUUGAGUGACUUGUCUCACGAGACUUCUUGUAUCCCAUAUGCGCUAAUUAGGGGAAAUGAUCUGUAAAAAAAAAAAAAAAAAAAAAUGGUAUGUUCUGUGAGACUAACUAGCUACAAGACUGGAGAUGUGUGUUUCUUGUUUUGUUUAAACUGAGAAUUUAACAAUGGCCUGUCAGAGCAAACAUUAAAAAAAGACCCUAUAAAUAA